This is a messenger RNA of Leptosia nina, 2790 nucleotides long. The record is from the annotation of a GenBank genome assembly. NCBI's taxonomy places the organism in Eukaryota, Metazoa, Arthropoda, Insecta, Lepidoptera, Pieridae.
AUGGCGAUGGUGAUAUCUCAGACUACCAAGGCGGCGAUCGGUGGUUUCCUGGCUUUGAUGAUUCUGGGGGCUGUUUUGGUGGUAGGCGCCGCGUUUGGCUGGUUCGACCCGAAGAGGGAAGAUGAGGAUACACCGGCCAAGAUCAGCGCCCGAUUGCAAGGACGAACGUCUUUCGUCACCCACAGAGCUGUGAAUCCGGAUGAAAACCGAUUACCCGUCGUGUCGCACCCCUCGCCGUUUGUGCACAAAGGAGAAAAGGGAGACACUAGAUUAGCCGAAAGCGUGGACGGGGAUUUGGGACCUUCCGGCGAAGCGGGGAAACCGGACCGACCUAAUACCAAUCUGCAAGUAUCACCACAGUGCAAAUGCAGCAUAAAUGAUAUAUCGGUUAUGCUGGCAUCAAUGCCUAACAUCCGAAGCCCCCCUGGUCCUCAAGGACCUACAGGAGCCGAUGGCACGACUGGAGCACCUGGUAAAACUGGUCAAACAGGUGAGCAAGGUCCACCAGGUCCCCUCGGGGCUAAAGGUGAUAGAGGGGAACGGGGUGAUGCCGGAACACCCGGAGUUGAGGGGCAACCAGGGCCGAAGGGGGAGCCUGGAAGUGAUGGAACACCUGGCGUUCAGGGUCCACCUGGACCACCGGGGUCACCGGGUCUCGCGACGGGAUUUACGGAAUCAACCGGAUUAUACGGGACGGACAGGGGUCUGGCUGGGCCGCCAGGAGAUCGGGGUCCGAUGGGUCUCGCGGGGCCGCCGGGCGAAAGGGGCUACACGGGCAAUAAAGGGGAGAAGGGCUUACACGGCUCCAAAGGCGACAAAGGGGAACGGGGUUUCACGGGUCCGAGAGGCCCGCACGGCGCGAAGGGCGAGCGCGGCCAACCCGGUAAAGACGGGCUGCCGGGUCUUCCAGGCCCCCACGGGCGCCCAUCAGAAAAAGGCGAGAAAGGUGGUCGCGGUCUCCCGGGCCCUCCAGGGCCGGCGAUAACUGCAGUUUCAGAUAAUUCAGUAUUAGGAGAUCUCGCUCGCAUAGGGCCACGAGACAUCGCUAAGCUCAAGGGCGAUAAGGGCGAAAGAGGCGAAAAGGGUGAAAAGGGCACUCGAGGCAUCGAGGGUCCGCAAGGAUUCCCUGGCAAUGAUGGAAAGCCUGGUGAACGUGGGGAUAUAGGACCUUCUGGGUUACCUGGUACUCAGGGCGCUGCAGGACUAAUGGGACCUAAGGGGGACAAGGGAGACGCUGGUCCGCCAGGUCCUGUAGCAAUUUCCAGAGACGAAGCUGUUGUUAUGACUAAGGGUGAUAAAGGCGAACCAGGGCCUAGAGGAAAAAGGGGCCAUCCAGGUCCACCAGGACCCAGGGGAGCUCCAGGCCUCCCUGGCCCUCCAGGCAUUCCUGGAACUAAUGGAGUAUCUGGGGAUAUUGGUCUGCCAGGGUGGACGGGUCCACCUGGAAUCGCCGGGCCGCCGGGCGCGCAGGGGCCUAAGGGUGAAAAAGGGGAUCCGGGAAUCGCUUUAGCGGACCUUGAAAAGAUAAAAGGCGAUAAGGGCGACCGGGGACUAGAUGGAACUCCGGGUACCCCCGGGAGAGAUGGGCCCCGAGGACCACCCGGGCCCCCAGGGACGACCUCCAACGUGCAGUAUAUUCCUGUACCUGGACCGCCUGGUCCACCUGGGCCACCGGGAACAAGUAAUCCAGACCUCCCGUUGGAUACUUUGACAGACAGUCCUGGAAUAAAUCGCCUUGAAACGGCCUCAGGAAAACCCCGCGACGCGCUUCAAAUAUUAAAAAAUUUAAAUCAUUUGAUGCAGUACCGUCAGGGAUCAUACCAUUUUGCUGAGCCACUAGAUUCACUCAAUGAAAAUGGUGACUUUGACGACGAGGAAGAUGGUAGAACAAUUAUUGGAACUGUUUUAUAUAAAACCACAGAUUCGCUACUAAAAAUAUUAGAAAUGAGCGUGUAUUCUCUUUGUCAACAGCUGGGUGCAAAGAAUCCUCGAGGUACUCUAGCAUACGUCAUUCAAGAACAAGCCCUUUUGAUACGAGUAAAUAACGGAUGGCAGUAUGUCUCUAUGGGCUCCCUGCUGGCAGUACACAAUUCACCUGGCAACGGGCCCACUCGGACGCCGCUGCAGAAUAUUCUAGAAACUUCUAGUUUAGUGCAUCACAAGAAUCCCGUUGGGGAAGGCCCGGUGCUUCGUCUAGCCGCGUUGAAUGAACCCCACACAGGCGACAUGCACGGGGUAAGCAGUACCAAUUACGAGUGCCACAGACAAGCCCAGAGAGCCGGCCUCGAUGGCACUUUCCGUGCUUUCAUCUCUUCAAGGGUCCAAAACAUAGAUUCCAUUGUGAGUUGGGUGGAUAGAGAGAUACCAGUGGUGAAUAUACGCGGUGAUGUCCUCUUCAACUCCUGGGGAGAAAUGUUCGAUGGAUCUGGUGCAUUAUUUGCGCAUGCGCCGAGGAUAUACAGCUUCAGCGGGAAGAAUGUGCUUACUGAUCCUGGCUGGUCUCAAAAAGCCGUUUGGCACGGUGCUAGCCCUAACGGCGAGCCAGCGAUGGACGCGUACUGCGACGCGUGGCACAGCAGCAACCCUGAGAAAUUCGGCCUCGCCUCUUCGCUGCGCUCCAAUAAACUGCUAGAUCAAGAGACAUAUUCCUGCAGUUCGAGACUAAUUGUGCUGUGUAUCGAAGCAACGCCUGUAGAUACGGCGAGAAGAAAAAAACGAUCCAAGUAUCGCGCAGACAAAUUGCUUUUCCUGAAAGACAUCGAACAGCGGAACGAAACUAGAGUUAUAUAG